CAGGGCGGUUGAGCAGCACUUUCUGUGUUGGUCCCGGUCCCCAGCUCCCGGCCGGCCGCUUUAAGGAUGCUCUGCGCGGGAUGCGGUGACGUCACAGCCCCGCCCCGCGAUGCUGCAGCGCAGCCAGGGCCGGGGGCUGCGGGCGGGGACCGCGCUGCGCCGGCCGCCAGGAGCCCGGCCCGAGGGAUGCCGCCAGCCCGCACCCACAGGGACGCCCAGCAGCGCCCCCCGCCAUGAUCCCCCCGGCCAGCGGCACCCCUCCGGGAGAGGCACUCUUGCCCGGCGGCGUGGCUCCCCAGGACUUCUGGAGGUCGCAGGUCUCGGCCUACGCAGGCUCGGUGACCCGUCACAUCAGCCACCGGGCCAACAACUUCAAACGCCACCCUAAGAGGAGGAAGUGCAUCCGGCCCUCCCCGCCCCCACCUCCCAACACCCCCUGUCCCAUUGAGCGGGUGGACUUUGAGGACCUGCACCCCCAGAGGUCCUUCCGGGAGCUGCUCUUCAACGGCUGCGUCCUGUUCGGCAUCGAGUUCAGCUAUGCCAUGGAGACGGCGUAUGUGACACCAGUGCUGCUGCAGAUGGGCCUGCCCGACCAGCUCUACAGCCUGGUGUGGUUCAUCAGCCCCAUCCUCGGGUUCCUGCUGCAGCCUCUGUUGGGUGCUUGGAGUGACCGGUGUACCUCAAGGUUUGGAAGGAGACGCCCUUUCAUUCUUGUCCUGGCGAUAGGGGCGCUGCUGGGCCUCUCGCUCCUGCUGAAUGGCAGGGACAUCGGCGCAGCCCUGGCUGACACAGCCGCCAGCCACAAGUGGGGCAUCCUGCUGACCGUGUGCGGCGUGGUGCUGAUGGACUUCAGCGCGGACUCGGCCGACAACCCCAGCCACGCCUACAUGAUGGACGUGUGCGGGCCUGCGGACCAGGACCGCGGCCUGAACAUCCACGCCCUCCUGGCGGGUCUGGGAGGAGGCUUCGGCUACGUGGUCGGCGGGAUCCACUGGGACAGAACCGCCUUCGGGAGGGCGCUGGGAGGCCAGCUCCGCGUCAUCUACAUCUUCACCGCCGUCACGCUCAGCGUCACCACCGUGCUGACGCUGGUCAGCAUCCCCGAGCGGCCGCUGCGGCCCCCGGGCGACAAGAGGCCGAGCAUGAAGAGCCCCAGCCUGCCGCUGCCGCCGUCCCCGCCCGGCCUGCAGGAGGAGGGCGCGGGCCGCGCGCUCCCUGCCCCGACGGGCGCCGGCCUGGGCGCCGGCCUCUCCUCCCCGCUCUCCCCGCCCAGCCCGCUCACGCCCAAGUACGGCAGCUUCCUCAGCAGGGACAGCUCCCUGACGGGCAUCAGCGAGUUCGCGUCCUCCUUCGGCACCUCCCACAUCGACAGCGUGCUCAUCGACUGCUUCACGGGGGCCCAGGACCACUACCUGGCCCUGCCCGCCAGCGUCCCCCGCCAGGCCAUGAGCGUCAGCUUCCCGCGGGCCCCCGAUGGCUUCUACCGCCAGGACCGGGGGCUACUGGACAGGAGGGACAGCAGCCUGGCCUCUGGCGAUGCGGACGUGCUGAGGGUGGGUUCCCUGGACGCCCCCAAGCCGCGGGCGUCCGGGAUCUUGAAGAGACCCCAAACCUUGGCUCUCCCCGAUGCUGCCGGGGGAGGCGGCCCCGAAGCUAGCAGGAGAAGAAACGUGACCUUCAGCCAACAGGCUGGCUGUCCUUCGAGGGGAUGCUGCUCUUCUACACCGACUUCAUGGGCGAGGUGGUGUUCCAGGGCGACCCCAAGGCCCCGCACGCGUCCGAGGAGUACCAGAAGUACAACAGCGGCGUGACCAUGGGCUGCUGGGGCAUGUGCAUCUACGCCUUCAGCGCCGCGCUCUACUCAGCCCUCCUGGAGAAGCUGGAAGGGUGCCUGAGCACGCGCACCCUCUACUUCAUCGCCUACCUUGCCUUCGGCCUGGGCACCGGGCUGGCUACGCUGUCCAGGAACCUCUACGUGAUCCUGUCCCUCUGCACCACCUACGGGGUCCUGUUCUCCACGCUGUGCACGCUGCCCUACUCGCUGCUCUGCGACUACUACCAGAGCAACACGUUCGCAGGGUCCAGCGCAGACGGCACGCGGCGUGGCAUGGGUGUGGACAUCUCCCUGCUGAGCUGCCAGUAUUUCCUGGCCCAGAUCCUGGUCUCCCUGGUCCUGGGGCCUCUGACCUCGGCCGUGGGCAGCGCCAGCGGCGUGAUGUACUUCUCCAGCCUCGUGUCCUUCCUCGGCUGUGUGUACUCUUCCCUGUUCGUCAUCUACGAGAUCCCCCCAGGGGACGCAGGGGACGAGGAGCACCAGCCCCUCUUGCUGAACGUCUGACGACCCGGCGCCUCAACUCUGGACUCCUGCUUGUGCCUGAGAAACCAAGUGCUGGGCUCCCGCUGGAAUGUAAAUAUCGGUAAAAUAAAGGACGGCAGCAAA
This is a messenger RNA of Chinchilla lanigera (long-tailed chinchilla), 2440 nucleotides long. RefSeq names its product solute carrier family 45, member 1 (gene Slc45a1). Lineage: Eukaryota; Metazoa; Chordata; Mammalia; Rodentia; Chinchillidae. The record is from RefSeq and is a predicted model, not a curated record. Gene Ontology annotation, molecular function: sucrose:proton symporter activity. Gene Ontology annotation, cellular component: membrane. Gene Ontology annotation, biological process: transmembrane transport.